Molecule: messenger RNA, 1073 nt
Organism: Lactuca virosa
Lineage: Eukaryota; Viridiplantae; Streptophyta; Magnoliopsida; Asterales; Asteraceae
Source: the annotation of a GenBank genome assembly
AUGGAAACGGGAAAGGGGAUGAACAAGAAACACACAAUAUGUUUGAUUAGUGCCAAUGUGUUAAGAGGAGAGUUCCUUCAUGGAGGUGCAGUUCUUGAUUGCUGCUUUCAUGAUGAUACCUCUGGUUUUAGUGCUAGUGCAGAUAACACUGUCACAAGGCUUGUUUUUGACCACGAAAGGGAGGAUCUUUUGGGACGCCAUGAUGCCCCUGUUCGUUGUAUCGAGUACUCUUAUGCAACAGGGCAAGUGAUUACAGGUAGUUGGGACAAAACUUUGAAGUGUUGGGACCCACGUGGUGGAGGUUAUGCACUUAGCUCUGUAGAAGGUCGUGUUGCAAUGGAGUUUUUUGAUGCCAUUAACAGCACUUUGCAAUUCAAGGUAACUUCACCAGAGGCAGCUCUGGUUUUUCUUCAAGCAUGGAAAGCUGCUGGGACCCCAAAUGUGAAGGUAGCUGCAGUUGUAACUGGUACAUCAACCAUAUUUCAUGAAGCUACACCUUCAUCUGAGCAGUUUAUUGAAGUUGCCUUUACUCCAUCAAAAGCAACUGGAAAGGUUCUUGCUUCAGAGCCUCCAAAGCAAGGGAAUGAAAGAUGCACUGUGUUGUACCCUGCCUCUGCAAAAGUUGGUCAUGAUAUAGGAACCUGUACAACAUGUGGAUCAAACCAUUCUACAACAAGCACUCUCUGCUUCUGUAGUUGCAGUUGCAUCACCUUCUACAGUUGGACAUGGGAGGGUUCUGUUGCAUGCAUUGGUGAAACCACUGCUUCAGCUGCUAGAAAAUUAGGCUUAACAAAUGUAUACCACCCAUCUACCCCUGGUCUUCACGGAUGGGUUGACACCAUUUUUGAUGCUUUACGUGUACAUAAUCAUCUCUCAAAUGUCUAAAACCAAGUACCUUUUUUUAUGCAAGAAUUUGAGAGUUGAUGCAUAUGAUCACUAAAUGAGGGAGUACAUUACAAUUUACAAGAACAAAUUACAUCUUUGUACAUCUCUAUAAUAAAUAUUAUGUAAUAUUAGCAAUGUGUUACAUUUACUUACUAUUGGAAUGAUUAUUUGUAUUUGACAUAUUAGUG